Messenger RNA from Podarcis lilfordi (Lilford's wall lizard), 15258 nucleotides. Lineage: Eukaryota; Metazoa; Chordata; Lepidosauria; Squamata; Lacertidae. The record is from the annotation of a GenBank genome assembly.
AGCAUUUCAGGGGACACUUCAAGAUCCAUCAGUGGCAUAAAAGAGGGAGACCACCCGGUGGAGAGUUCUGAAUGCGGUGAACAGAAUGUCCUCCCACGAAGGGAUUCCGUAUUCUAAGGCAGCAAUCCGGGCGAUUGUUGAUGCGUUCCUCUGUGAGGGUGACAGAGGAAUGGAGGUUUUUAGAACUCUGUGAAUGACAGCCCUUACCCUCUAUCUGUAAAAGGGAAAUGCCGUUUCGAGGGAAGGGAAAGGAGUGUGACAUCUCCGAGAAGCUGCAGAAGUUCUGGAAAAAAAGUGAGACGGAAUUUGUAUUUCUGUUGCUGUGUGCUCACCUUACAUAUCUUGUAAGCCUUACUAUUCUUGCCAUAUUGAUCAGUCCCCUGGGUGUGGGGGUGUGGAAUCAUUAAGAUAGCACUUCUUUUCGGAUUAAUAUUUGCAAAAUGUAUGCCGGAGGUUGCCAACUCCGUCUCUUUGCAACAAGUAAAAACAUGUCCUCCUGUUAGGUUAAGCAGUAUUAUGGUCUGCAAAGCAGAUAAAAUAAACCCCUGGUUUGGCCAAGGUCUAGCAGUUGACCCACCAUAUUGUGUUGAUUCUGUUUGCUGGAUCCUGUUCUGUUUGUGCCCCUGCCUCGUGGACCAGAAUUUUUGAAACCAGACGUUGGUAAUUCUGUGAUAAUUCUGCACCCGACUCUUUUUGUCCUAUCCUCAUAAACAGAAGCAAGAAACAAGCUUUCUCCUUUGUAAGAAUUUGGUGCGAAGGAAAAAAUCCUCAUCUUCAGUUUUGUUUGGUUUUUAUUUUGUGUGGGACACCUGUGGAUAUGUUCAAAUGUUCUGCGAAUUUGUCAGCGCAAACUUUUCAGAAUACAGAUAACCAAUUUGCCCCUCCUGCAAUCUUUUAAUCUAGGAAAGAAGCUACAUAAACUGCGCCGGGCUCUUGCUAUGAUGAUUUAUCCUGAGAAUUUUACUCACUCCAUUAGCUCCCCAUCAGGUAAGCAACAUAAACAUCACUUAUAUUAUUAAGAUCAGCGUUUGGAGGCCCCACUGUCAAACAUACCUAUAGGAAAAGACUUUUAAGUUGUGGUAUCCUGUUUGCAGAAUGCUUUACCAUCACACAACAGAGGCUAUGUACAUAAUGUAUGUUCAAAUCAUAGUUGCCUCCAAAGAAUUCACCCACAGAGCUACAAUUCCCAGCACCUUUAAGAAACUACAGUUCCCAGGAUUCUUGAAAGGGGUGCUUUAAAUAGUUGGUGGAUGUACAGAGCCUGAGUGGCUUUUUGAUGCAGCUUUGAAAACCAUUUAUUUAUUUAUUUCCCAAGCCUUUUCUCAUUCUGAUGAAAGCUGUCUGCUGAAUUUACUGUUUGUUUAUUUUAUCUGCUCUCCUGCAUUUGGACUGUUUAUAUUUUUUACUGCAUGCUUUUCAUUAUUAUGUCUUUGAAUUUGCAAGGUGACAAAGAAGCUUUUCUAAAGCUAAGAGGCAGUGUAAAAACUUUUUUUUUUAAAAGUAGUUCCAAUGGGCUUCAAUUACAAAGAGGGUAGAUUUUGGUUGGACAUUAGGAGGAACCUCUAGACAGUAAGAACAGUUCAAUAUUGAAGUUAAUGACUUAGAGGAGUGGUGGGCUGCAAAUUCAUCUAUUGAGGAUGCUUGUAGCUCUAGAGUUUCCACCCUGAGCAGAGAAUCAGAUGGAAAUAGCCUUCAGGGCUCCUUCCAACGAUGUGAUUAUGUGAAAUUCAGAGUUUUGUCCUACUUCCUGGCGAUUUAGCAGAUGCAAACAGGGUCACUAUGGUGUAUCUUUAACCACACUAUUGUCAGAUAACUAUUGCUGCAAUACUAAAGUCACUUGCUAGGCCAUGUGGAGAAUAUAGUAUGUUGGAUCAGACAAAAGUCAGUUUGUCCCAGUAUUUUGCUUUCAUCAGCAGACAACACAUGCCUUAUGAAAAAUCAGAAGCAAGUUAUGGUUUAAAGAAAACAGUCUUAUCCUUUUGUCUGUCCCCUGUGUAGAAGGGCAGGAUUUCUGAAUACAGACGUCCUCCGUUAUUUUGCCUAAUCCCCGCCUCCCUGCCAUGUAAGCUUUUGGACAUCAUCACUAUAACUUGUGGUUAUGAGUUCCACAAGGUAAUAGAAUAUGUUUGCCUUUAGGAUGGGGAACCUUUUGAAACUGAGGUGUUGCUGUCAGCAGAAACCCAUGUGGUUUCAAGCCAAAAUAAAAUAAAAUAAAAUGCAUGUGUUGCAUUCUAAACUGAACAAAAGACUUAAAAGAAGAUUCAGUGGAUGCAUGAUAUGGCGGUAUAUCAAUCAAAAAGUCACAGAUCCUUAGACGACAGGUAUUGAUUGCAGUGGUACUUCGGGUUACAUACGCUUCAGGUUACAUACGCUUCAGGUUACAGACUCCACUAACCCAGAAAUAGUACCUCGGGUUAAGAACUUUGCUUCAGGAUGAGAACAGAAAUUGUGCUCUGGUGGCGUGGCGGCAUCAGGAGGCCCCAUUAGCUAAAGUGGUGCUUCAGGUUAAGAACAGUUUCAUGUUAAAAUGGACCUCCGGAACGAAUUAAGUACUUAACCCGAGGUACCACUGUAAACAGAACAUCAGAUGCCAGGACAGAUGUUCUAGCAUUAUAAUCAGGAAAGUGAAUGCAAUCAUCUCUGUAUCUGAUGCACCUCAAGUGAUCAUUUACACUUCUUAGGAGUUUUCUGGAAGGAAUGACAGGCUUAACAGCCGUGGGAUCUCCACAAAGAGAAGAGAAAAAGUAGCCAAGUCUGAUGGAUGGAAAGAUUCACCUACUUAGGCUCUCCUGGCAUGAGGAGAAUUUUUAAAGCAAAUGUGGUUCUAUGGCCCUCUGGUGGCAUUUUAUAAGCUACAACAUGCUGCAAUAAAAUUUAAGUACGCUGGUGGGCAAAGGGUCAACCGUACUGACUGAAAACUACUUCCACAAUGCACAUAUUUAUUUGUGACAUUAUUUGGGGGCAUGGUCCAUCCGAGGAAGCUCACAACAUAAUACACCAUGAAUACAAGCAAUCUGAAAGUUCUCAAAAUUGGCCAAAGAUUGCCUUGAGACUUUUGCAGGAGGGAUUCAAAUGCCUAGCGAAAUAUUAGGGUUUAUGCAGUUAAAGUGACUUAUGUGCAGGAGAAGCGCCAAGUCCACACUAAACAGGCAUGAGGAAGUGCCCCAAGAAAGAGCUAUUGCACUCAUGUCAUGCUCCUCACAUGAGAAACAAGAUAGCAGACUAGGCAGCCCCUUGGUCUGAUCCAGUAGGGCUCAAACGUUCUUUGCAAUAAGCCCCACUGGAUUCAAUGGGGCUGAAGUCCCAGGCAAGCUGUGCAUAGGGUUGCAGCCUUCAUAGCUGCUGGAUUCAAUUGGACAAGCAAUCAUAAUGAAACUAAUUUGCAUGUACAGCCUGAUUGGUUGGCACUGCUCUCUCCUUCAGUGCUUGCCAGGCUGAAGAAACAAUGGGAACUCCCAUCACUUGCCACCCUGGUGGUUUCCCCCCAUGACUCUUCUUAGACAGUGGCAAAACGCCGCCAUCUUUCCGGAAACCAUCCUCAUUCACCCUGGGGAUGAAGUUUUGAAACCAUGGCAGCGGAAGCCUCUUCCUGAGAGCCAAUGUAGUCCUCCUCUAAUGGGAAAUGCCCAAAAUGUUAACAUAGCAAGCCGUCAGCGUGAAGAAUAAGCCCAAUGGAAUGAUCCAGUCUUCCUCCUCCAAGUCCAAAGUAGUUGUUGCUCUGGGGAAAAAACAGUAAUAGGGUUGCCUUCUGGUGAGUCUGGGUAAACACUGGGGGGAGACGCAGCUCAUUCCAUAGGGACAACAAUGCUUGAUUUAAUAAUAAUAAUAAUAAUAAUAAUAAUAAUAAUAAUUUUUAUUUAUACCCCGCCCUCCCCAGCCAAGGCUCAACUCAGGGCAGCUAACAAGCAAUAAUAAAAACAAGUUGAAUGAAUACAACUUAAAAACAAGAUUAAAAUACAAUUAAAAUAUUAAAACAUUAAAAUAUUAAAAUGCAGCCUCAUCACAGGAGGAGAAAGGGAAAAGAAAAAAGAAAGAGGGAGAGGGAAUCAAAUUGGCUCCAAGCCAAAGGCCAGAUGGAACAACUCUGUCUUACAGGCCCUGCGGAAAGAAAUCAAAUCCUGCAGGGCCCUGGUCUCAUGAGGCAGAGCGUUCCACCGGGCCGGAGCCACUGUUGAAAAAGCCCUGGUUCUGGUUGAAGCUAAUCUAACUUCCUUAGGGCCCGGGACCACUAGGGUGUUGCUAUUUAUGGACCUUGAGGCUCUCCGUGGGGCAUACCGGGAGAGGCGGUCCCGUAGGUACGAGGGUCCUAGGCUGAUUUAAGAACGGGGUUAGCCACUAGUUUUCCCAAAGGCUGCUUUGAGGAUGGUGGGGGAGGGUAAUACAGAGCUUUGGAUCAUGCCCACUCCCACCUCACAAUGGGUGUUUGUAUCCCAGAAAUUCUAAUGCCCACAUCUGUUUGCCGCUGGAUCGACUUGGAUGGUAUGUCAUUUAUCAGUUUUGUUAAGCUUAUAUUCUGCCUUUCCUCCAAAGAGCUCAGCACAAUAUACCGUACAUUUUAUUCAUUUCACAACUUACUGCAUAAAAAUUAUAUACCUCUUGAUUGUAAAAAAUAAAAUAAAACGCAGGGCUUUCCCCCUCUUUUUAAAUCAUGACAACCUGGUGAAAUAACCUGAGAAAUAGUGUAGGCUCGAGGUCACCCAGUGAGCUUCAUUUGAGUGGGCAUAUAGCUGCUCCAUCACAACACAGACUGAUCAUCUUUAACAUUUGGAGGGAAGGAAGCAAUAGCAGACAUGACAACAUCAGUGGGUGCCAGACAGCAGACCCUCCAAAGGUCCCUAUUUUCCAGGGACAGUCCCGGAUUUACAGAAGCUGUCCCGGUUUCUGAUUUGAUUCCAGAAUGUCCCGCUUUUCCUUAAGAUGUUUCUAUUUCCAUCAGAAAAAUGUUGGAGGGUAUGGAGUUAUGUGACCCCCGAGCCAAGGAGAUAAGUAACCAUACAACCUUUAGAAGACGUCUGAGGCAGCUCUGUAGUUUUAAAAUGUUUAAUGUUUUAUUAUGUUUCUAUAUAUGUCAGAAGCUGCCCAGAGUGGCUGGGACAACCUAGUCAAAUAGGCAGGGUGUAAAUAAUAAAAGUAUUAUUGUUGUUGUUUUAAAAAUUUAGAGACAGUGUGAGUGCUUUCAAGCCUCAUUAUCAAUGGGAAAGUUUCCCAGUAUGGAAAGGCAUAGCCUGUUUUUUUAAAAAUUGAUUUACUUGCUGCACUUAUAUUCCAGCUUCCUUCUGAAAGUGGCCUGCUGGGCUCCCCCCCCCCCCCACAUAAACAUUACAUCCUCACAACACCCCGUGAGGUAGGUCAGCCUGAAUGAUAGUUACAGGUCCAGGGCCACCCACUGAGUUCCAUGGUUGAAUAGGGACUUGAACCCGAGUUUCUCAUCUUCUGCUUCCACUGGCAGCAACCCGGCAACGGAGCUAUUUGUGGCCGUUAAUUGGGCCAUGAUUGCCCCCGACACAAUUGCUUUCUGUUCUCUGCACUUCCAGUGACCACGGAACGCAUCAUGUCUUCUACGAAGCCAGAACCGUCUGCUACGUCUUCAGAGACCUCUGACGAAAGUCUUGAGGAUGAGGUAGUUGUGUAUUCAAGCUCUUUUGCAUACCAUAGGUGGUAUCUAACAAAAACAGUUUUUAGCUAUGUGAUGUAACUUUCCCAACCUUUCCCCCAACUCUCCAAAGCAGGGAAUUAGAUGGCACAGCUUAAAGUUGUAUUAGAACAAGUGUUUAGAUGAAUACUCCCCACUUUGUUCUUUUCUUCUUCCAGUUUUUUUUGCUGGGCUACACUCCUUUUUGCUAUCUUAUUCUCUCCUCAGAUUACCCAUCUCUCCAGGUUUUGCAAUGCCAUCUCAAUCCCCCAAAGGUGCAAAAAUAAAGGUGUUAUUUUGUUUUUGAAAGAACCUCAUACAAAAUGCAUGUUUAAAAGGGAGAAUGCACCGAAAAAAAUGUGUGUUAUACAAGCAAAGUAUGUACAAAAUGUGUGAUAGUUUACAUGUGGGUUUUCGGGGGCAUUAUUCUGGAAAGUCUAGAAAGACAUGAUGGAAUGGCUCUAUGAUGGAGCAUCAGGAAAAGUGACUGGUCCGUCCAUCCCUCACUUGCAACGGAAUCAAAGAACCACAGUAUGAAAGGCAGGGCACUGGGAGAAUCUCAGCAGAUCUCAGAGCAUAAACUUGAUCUAAACUAGUGUAUUUUAAGUUGUUUUGUCUUUGUUUUAAGUGCUAUUGUUUUUUGGAAGUCACUUUGAGUUUCAUUUUUGAAAAGCAAGUGACUAAUUAAUAUAACAAAUGUUUAAAAUAAAAUUAUAAAGUCCACCCAAACACGGAGGGUUGCUAACUUCGGGUUAUAGUAUUGACUUGUAUUACAAAUCGUGGCCUCUGCUUCUUUUGUGAUAUGCUAUUGUUUAUUGGUACUGCUGUAGUGUGGACGUGUUGUUUUGUUUGAACUGUGCUCUGAAUGGUUUAUUUAUUUAUUUAUUUAUUUAUUGUACAACUGAUGGCUUAAAUAACAAAGAUCUGGCUUUGGUUUCCAUGUCAGAAUGUCUUGAAGAGAGUUGGCAGCCUCCCCUUGGUGUGCUCUGUUUGCGACUUAGUUUCUUCAAACUACACCUCCAUCAAGAGAAAGAGCUCCUACCUUCAGACAGUGUGUGGCGGGGCAGAGAAAGGCAUGAAGACCAUCACUGGAGCUGCCAUCAACAAGGCACAGCCACUUCUGACUACAUUUGAACCUCAGAGUGAGUAAAACUGAGGCAGAGGGCUAAAUGCAACAAGCUAGAAUUAGCUGAAGAGAUGGCAAUGAGCAUUUAUUGACAAGCUAGCCCACAAUCGCUGAAAUAUACUCAGAGUCCUGUAGGGAUUUCAUGCUCUUUAUUUCAGCUUGUAAAACAGUGAUUUUAUUGCCCCCCCCAAAAAAAACCUCAGGCUUUUAUAUACAUUAUUUACACAAUUAGUCCCAUCUGAUUGGCUGAUUCUGCUUCCCUCCUGGAGCCUGAUUGGUCUUUUCCUGCAGGCCAAUCAGUUGUUGCAUUCUAGGAUCCUACUUGCCUAUUGUUCCAGGAUCCAAGCUUAGUACAGUCAUACCUCAUGUUACGUCCGCUUCAUGUUAUGUUCUUUCAGGUUACGUCCUGUGGCGACCCGGAAGUACCGGAAAGGGUUACUUCUGGGUUUCGCCUCUCACGCAUGCGCAGAAGCGCAAAAUGACGUCAUGUGCAUCUGCAGAAGCGGCGAAUCGCAACCCGCGCGUGUGCAAACACGCCGCUGCGGGUUGCGCUCUUUUCAUGUUGCAAAUGGUCCUCCGGAACGGAUCCAGUUCGCAGCCAGAGGUACCACUGUACGUAACAAUCGCCCUCAAAUUGCCACUGCUAUCAACACACACCACAAUCUAUUCAAGCUUCUCUGGGUUUAGGAAUCCUUCCUACAUUGGAAAGGAGGUCUAGCAGAGUGCAGGAACUUUCUGGAACCCUGUAAACGGAUUCUAGUCAGUGGCGAAGCGUGGCUCCAAGAUGCCUGGGGUGGGAGGGGGCGGGGCAAGCAGCAGAGAACAAAGGCAGCGUGCAACCAACCCCCACCGCUGCUGGAGCAACCCCAGCCCUGAGCGGAGGCCGUUGUGCCCUUCUGGCACCCACCUCCUCCCCAGAUCUGAGCCUUGCAAGGCUGCUCAGUGUGGGGACACGGGGUAAACUAAAGUCACCGGUUGCUUUGCUUGUGCUUUGAAAGACACUCACCGCUGCAGGGGGCCUGUUAGUGCGUGUUGUGUUUUCCUGCAGAAGGUUCCGCUUUCAAGGUCGCCCCUGCCCCCACAUCUCCAGUGGGAUGGAGUCAGGAUUCGCCCCCCCCCCAUGGCUCCCCAAACCGGUGCCAGCCAGUUCAGGAUGGUAGUGCCGGGAGGCGGGCGCACCCCCUCAUUGAUGAUACCCGGGGCGGCCCGCACCCCCCUUCCUACGCCACUGAUUCGAGUAAGUCCCUGUUCUACUUUGCUCAGUAGUCCACCAAGAAAAAACAGGAGGAUCUGCUGCUGAAUUUGGUUGUUACAGACAGAAAUCCAAAACUGACCAGCCAAAUAAUCACACCAGUGGUGGAAAAAGUAAAGGUUUGUUCAGACAGCAGUAAGAAAUUACAGGGGAAUCAAAUUCAAAAUCCCGUCCAAAGUUGUGUUGGGUAAUUUCUUCCAGGUUAGAAAUGCAGUUGAUGUUUUCCUGAUUUCCUGAAUCAGAAACAUAGGCCUGCCCUCAGUAUCUUGGCUAUUUAACUGUGUGCUGUUAGAUUAAUUGAUUUAUUGCCGUUGUUAUUGUUGCAAUCUUGGAGGGAUGUGAGAUUCCAGGGGUUCCAGGCACUGAGUCAAGGUUCAUGUUUCCUUUGGGAUGAGGGACAGCGGAGAUUGUGCUUUUAAAGAGCGGGUUUUCAUGGGGAAAGCUCUGGAGCAAAAAAAGAAAAAAAGGAUGCUCAGACACUGAGCUUUAAAGUGUGGACCAUGCCUGGAAAGCACGAACGAAAGGUAAGUGUGGAUAAGUCCAUAGAAAAAUAAAUGGACAUUGGAAAAAUGAGGGACUGAGAGAAAGAACAAUUGAUAGCUUUUCACCCUACCAGUAUUUUGUAACCAUUGCCAAAGUUCCUUGUGUGAUUACUUUGUGUAAUAUUUUUGUUAUAAGUAAGUAAGUGAAAGCCAGUGUGGUGUAGUGGUUAAGAGCGGUGGACUCAUAAUCUGGCGAACUGGGUUCGAUUCCCCGCUCCUCCACAUGCAGCUGCUGGGUGACCUUGGGCUAGUCACACUUCUCUGAAGUCUCUCAGCCCCACUCACCUCACAGAGUGUUUGUUGUGGGGGAGGAAGGGAGAGGAGAUUGUAAGCCACUUUGAGACUCCUUAGGGUAGUGAUAAAGUGGGAUAUCAAAUCCAAAUCCAAAGUAAUUCAAAGCUCAGUUGUUUUGGUGAGACUGAAAGGGACUCAUGACAGCAACCAUAAUAAAAACCAAAGUGUCUUCCUCUCUCUGUCUCUCUUAGUUGCAACAGCAAACAGGUUUGCCUGUCGGGGCUUAGAUACAGUGGAAGAGAAGAUGCCCAUCCUUCAACAGACGGCUGAUCAGGUGAGCAGUUGUCUGCCUCCCAGAAGAUUGCAAACAUUUAUUUGGGUCAUUUCGAAUAAGUCUCUGGACACUUUGCAACAUCUUAAAAACAUCACAAAUAGAGGUGAAGGAUGCCACAAAUGACCCACAGUUCAAAGCAGCCCAAAACCAAGAGAAAAGAUGGUCCUCUUGGAACACAGAGGGCAGAUACAUUGGACAAAAGAUAUUGGUCAAAAUAUAGAUAUGGAAGCAUAGGAAAGACUGUGGAAUACAGACAUAAAAUUUACAGCAUGUUAUUGGUCUAACAGAAAAUUAUAUGAAAAUGAUAUAAUUUUAUGAUAUAACACCGAGUAAAUUGGCAAAAAUGUAUAAAUCCAAAUCAAAUAAGUGUUGGAAAUGUAAAGAGAAAGAAGGUUCUUUUUAUCAUAUGUGGUGGUCUUGUAGUAAGGUUAAAGCUUACUGGGAAAUGGUGUUUAAAAUAACGUUUGGAAAAAAGCAAACCCAGAAGCUUUCCUUUUGGGAAUUAUAGGGACAGAACUAUCCACACUGUCUAGAAAUUUAUUCAUGUAUGCUACUACAGUGGCAAGAAUGUUAAUCGCCCAAAAAUGGAAAGAGGUCCCAACAAAGAAGAAUGGAUACAAAGCUUAUGGAAUAUGCAGAAAUGGCAAAACCUAGCAGAAAAAUAAGAAAUCAAGAUAACAAACUUUGUUUAAAAGAAUGGAAAUGGUUUACAGAAUAUUUACAAAUAAACUAUAAACAGAUAAGAACAUUGGCAGGAUUAUUGUAAUAACCUGCAGUUUUAUAAGUGUAUAUAUAUAUAAAGAGGGAUGUGGGUGGCGCUGUGGGUUAAACCACAGAGCCUAGGACUUGCCGAUCGGAAGGUCGGCGGUUCGAAUCCCCACGACGGGGUGAGCUCCUGUUGCUCGGUCCCUGCUCCUGCCAACCUAGCAGUUCGAAAGCACGUCAAAGUGCAAGUAGAUAAAUAGGUACCGCUCCGGCGGGAAGGUAAACGGCGUUUCCGUGUGCUGCUCUGGUUUGCCAGAAGCGGCUUAGUCAUGCUGGCCACAUGACCUGGAAGCUAUACGCCAGCUCCCUUGGCCAAUAAAGCGAGAUGAGCGCCGCAACCCCAGAGUCAGCCACGACUGGACCUAAUGGUCAAGGGUCCCUGUACCUUAUAUAUCUAAAGUAGAUGAAUAAAUGAGAAAAUUAAGUUAAUUUGGAUAUGCAGAUAAUAUUAAAAAUAAAUUUAAGGAACUGGAGAAAGAGGAGGAAGGAAGCCAAGUUUUGAAAUACUAAAAUGAUCAUAAAAUUGUUGAAAUGCAUAAAAUUGAAAAUCAUAAAUAAUUUUUAAAUUAAAUAAUAAAAAAACCACAGAGGUAAACUCAGGUCGCAUCCCAUGCACCAUAAAUUUAGAGCACAUGUCUUUCUUGCAAAGAAGCCAGGGCACUGCAGUUUGCCCCUCACAGAGCUACAAUUCACAGUACCCAAGACAAAAGCUAGUUUCCAAUAUUCCUACCAGGUCCUGUCUUCUGACUCUUGCAGGUUGUCUCUGGUACGAAGGAGAUUAUGUCUUCUAAAGUCACAGGUGCAAAGAGCGCCAUGACCCGCAGGCUAUCAGGGAUGGUUGACAUGACCAGAGAUGCUGUCCAGGGUAGCGUGAGGACCACAACGUCCAUGGUGACUGGGAGUAUGAGCCUGUUGAUGGGGACGAGAGUUGGCCAGAUGGCCAGGACCAGCGUGGACACCAUGCUGGGCAGGUCCCAUGCAUUUAUAGAUCACUAUCUCCUGGUUGCCGAUGAAGAUAUGAGUAAGGGCUCCUUAGAGUGUUUUCCCCCUACCUGUACAGUACAGAGUGGUUUUUUAUCUUAAUGAUAUGUGCAGACCUGGGGUGGGAGAACCCUUUCAGUUCAAGUGCCACAUUCCUUUCUGGGCAAAUUCUGGUGGUCACAUGCCCGGGGGGGGGGCAAAGUACCCCUUUGGACAGUAGACUAGUUCCUACACGUACCCAGCUUUUUUUCAGCCAGAGCGCAGUUUCGGCAUCUCUCAGGUGGGCACCAUUCUGGCCCCCGCUUCUUGCCUUUAUGUACUUCCGCGAAGCCCCAAACAAACAUUUCAAGUCAAAAUGGAAGCUGGCCAGUGUGUUCGAGUCUACACUUUUUAAGAUCUAUGACUCUGUAGUUUUUAGCGGUGAAUGCUGCUGUUGUCAAACAGCUGUUCAGGGCUGCCCCAGGUUGCCCGGUGACUUACAAUUUCAUGGUGAGUUCUGGCACCAAUUUUUCUUGAUAAAAAGCGCUGCACGCACCCCUCUAUAUCCAGGCAAGCAAAAGGCAAUACAAGACCUCAAGGACGCAUUCUGCACAGGCAAACAAGGCCAGUGAGGGGUGUGGCUUGGGGGAGAGGAUGUGUGGCAUGAGGAUAGCCCUGAGGGCCACAUAGAGAGGAUUGGAGGGCCAUAUUUAUCCCCAAGCCUGAGAUUCCAUGCUCCUGGUUUAGACAAAUCAUUAAUGUCUAAGGCUGGGUCAGCCCCAUGAGCAUCUUUCCACAACUUUAUGUUCCUCUAGUGUUGGGUUUUUUUAAAAACACACAUACACAAAUGUGUACACAUGCUCCAUUAACUGUGAAGCCUCUACCACUUAGAUGUGCCAAAUUUAUUAUGGAGCCUGACCACUCACGAGGGGGGUCAGGGUUUGUGAAAAUAUUAGGCCCUAGAUGAAAUGACCCCUCCCCAGCUCACUGUAGGUAGCAAAAUGGGAAUAGAGAUGUCAGAAAUUUUGCAAAGGGGGCAGGCAAUGUGGUGAAAUGAGGGGCAUAUUGGAGGGGGGCAGCCUUCCCAAAGUCAUCUUGAAAGCAUGAAAUAGCAUAAUUCCCAGGACAUCUCUGCAGGUGUGGGGAGGAAAUGGCAGCCAGACUAACUGGCAGGUCCCAGAGAUUUUCUGGGGAGUGGUGACUGGGGAAAGUAAGGCAUUUCACCCUCUUUCACCCCCACGCACGUUUUCAACUGCAGUGGGGAAAACACAUACGACUGGGCGGUAUUCUGCUAAGUUUUACUCAGAGUAGACCCACAGAAAUCAAUGGACCCACCACGGCUACAUGAAAAGCUUUAAACAAUGGCUCCACCAUUGGGGCGUAAAAUGUGAUUACAAUUUAACUUAUAAAAUGGUGCCCAAGAAUGCCAACAUGGUUAAUCCCCGGCGUAGAGAAACAUUGUGUACAUGGCAACUGGCUCAUGGAGAUGUCUCCUGGCCAUGGAUCCCAACACCUUGCAAAAAUAACUGGGGCCACCUCGAACACGGGGUUCCUGCAAUCUCCUGCUGCAACCUUCUGUCUCCCUUUACGAUCACACAGUGAUGUUUCUUUUGUUUCAGAUGAGACUCGGACAUGUUCUAAAUGUGGAUUGGGGGAUUCUGGGGAGGAAGUGCAGGCACAGAUCAGGUGCGAAGGGUACAUGGUCUGCUUGCUUUCCUUGCUGAACAAAUUCCAACACUAUGCUUCGAUGCAGUCUCAGCGCCGCAUCAGCCACACGUGCCAGAGCCUCCAAAAGGUCACGGAAAACUGCUAUGCGGUAAGAGCAUUCUUUCCCCUUCCUAUGUCGCUCUGGGCUGGGAGGAAACAAUCACAUCUCCUUUGAAAACAAAAAGUUUCAGUGAGGCUGAAAUAUUUCUGAGAUUAGCCCCAAGGAUGGUGUAUGUGUGAGAGAGGGCAGGGGAAGGGGGGGCAACUGUGUCAUCUGGGUCAAAUUCUACACCAGAACUUUCCAAACUUUUCGUAUUCGUGACACACUUUUUAGAUAUGCAUCAUUUAGUGACACAGUAAUUCAGUUUACUAGCAAACCAGAGGUUUAACUAAAGGAAGGUCAAAGGUAAAGGACCCCUGUACUGUUAAGUCCAGUCAAAGGCGACUAUGGCGUUGUGGCGUUGAACUUGCUUUCGGGCCGAGGGAGCCAGUGUCUGUCCACCGACAGCUUUCCAGGUCAUGUGGCCAGCAUGACUAAACCGCUUCUGGCACAAUGGAACACCGUGAUAGAAACCAGAGCACACGGAAAGUCUGUUUACCUUCCCGCUGCAGUGGUACCUAUUUAUCUACUUGCACUGGUAUGAUUUCAAACUGCUAGGUUGACAGGAGCUGAGACAGAGCAACAGGCGCUCACCCUGUUGGGUGGACUCGAACUGCCAACCUUCUGAUCAGCAAGCCCAAGAGGCUCAGUGGUUUAGACCACAGCACCACCCAUGUCCAGAGGUUAAACUAACCCCUUUCUAGCCAUGGGAAGAGCAUGGGGAGCGUUCACACGACACACCUACACACGGCAGCUAACACAGUAAUGUUUGGAAAGCUCUGGUUUAUACAUACACACACGCUGCAGAAUGAGAAGUACACUGCCAUGUAAGGAGUGAGAGGAGAGCAGAAGACCAUUGAGUCCACAAACUAAAAUAAAUGCAUGCGAAAGGGAAUUUAUGCUCCAAAUUUAAACAGCACUAAAUGCAAGCUGUGCUGGGGAGGGGUGACCAGGACACUAACAGUGCACUCCUGAUUUCCCUACUGCAAGUGUGCACCUUGUACUUGGCACUGUUCGGAUUCAGUGGAUUUCCGGGUGGAUCUGACCCAGUCUGGCUUGCGUUUGGCACCCAAAAUGCACAUGCUGGCCAGCUCCUGGGUGCGUCGUCAGCAUGAUCCACAGAGUUCAGCAAGUCCACAGCACAAAGUUAAGUGUGACCACCUCCCUGUAAGCUGAUCCGCAGUAAAAAAGCAUUAGGAGCAGGGGCUGGUGGAAAAGUUGGCAACUUCAUCCUUGCAUUACGUCACAUCCGCUGUGUCAAAAUCUCUCUUUAAGUGUGGACAGGCCAUAGCUCAGUAGCAGGAGAAAUGCUUUGCAUGCAGAAGGUUGCAGGUUUGAGUCCUGGCAUCUUGAGAUAAGGCUAGCAAAGACUCCUGCCUGAAGCUCUAGAGAGCCAGUGCCAGCCAGUGCACAGCUAUUACCUGUUUUUUUUUAAAAAAAUAUUACAUUUAUGUAACACCGUUUUUCAAGGUGGUGCACGUGGGUCUUCCUUUUCCCAUUUUAUCCUCACAACAACCCUGUCAGGCAGGUUGACUGGCCCAAGGUCACCCAGUGAGCUUCGUGACUGAGUGGGGAAUAAUAGAAGCCCCAUCUCCCAGGUCUUUGUUCAACACGCUAGAAUUGUGGAAUCUUAGAGCUGGAAGGGAUCCCGAGGGUCAUCUAGUCCAACCCAGACCUUUGAUCAUCUUUGGUUGCCCUCCUCUGCACACUUUCCAGCUUGUCAGUAUCCUUCUUAAAUUGUGGUGCCAGGAAUUGGACACAGUACUCCCUUCAGCGGUAGUCUAAUCCAGCCUUUCUCAACCUUGGGUCCCCAGAUGUUGCGCAACAAUUCUCAUCAUCCCUGAUGCAGCACUGGUCCUGCUAGCUAGGGAUGAUGGGAGUUGUAGUCCAACAACCCAAGGUUGAGAGAGGCUGCUCUAAGCACUCCACCACACUAGGUGGACCAAAGGUCAUGACCUGGAAUAAGUCAUCUCCCUGUGUUGUUUUUUUCUAAAAAAUUAUAUUCCCCAAUGGAUGUCUGCAUUUCAGGAAUGGAAGGCUUGGCUGGCCGCCUUGUACUAUACAGUCACACUCCCGCUGAGGACCAUCUACCUGAUCAUCCUCUUCAGUGUGGAAGAAUUAUCCUCCCAGUUUCACGAGAAUGUCCCCCAGGCCUCUUACGCCCUCGAGGAACUCAAGAUGGCUCUCUCCACCCUAGAAUGCCUGCAGGAUCUCUGCCGAAGAAUCUUCACCCGAGUGUGGGAGAGAAUGUCUGAGGAGGAGAACCUGAACGCGCUUUUGAACUACGUGUCGCAGUCCCUGCCCUUUUGCUUCUUCACAAACAGCUGCAGAUGCAAGACCUGCCCUGGCAGCGCCAUAAGGGCCCUCAAGAUCACGCGGAGCGGGCAGGCGUCUCGAGGCACCUUUUCUGGGCAGCAGGAAUCCAGGACCAGCUUCCUGGCAGCAGCAACCCCAACCACCUGAGCCCUCUGGCUCUUGUUCACCUGUAGAAGGCAGAGGAGGAAAGUGUGCAAUGUGGACUUGAGGGCAUUUUUAAAGGGCUUGGUUCUUAGAUUAAAUCCUAGGCACAACAGCAGCCUGGCAGUAAAUGAGUGAAUUAGACCUUA